This is a messenger RNA of Cuscuta campestris, 1248 nucleotides long. The record is from the annotation of a GenBank genome assembly. Lineage: Eukaryota; Viridiplantae; Streptophyta; Magnoliopsida; Solanales; Convolvulaceae.
GAUCUUUAUAUAGUUUCUUUUAAAUCCUCUCGUAUGUGGAAGUUCAUCACUCAGUAUCUAUGGCUACUAUGAAAUGUAAUGGCAUUCUUACGAGGUUUUCUACAUACACAUGUGACAUUGAGGGUGAAUUUGUUUUUUUUUACUUUGAAAUUUUUUGUCAUGAAUUCUUUGAUUGUCUUAGAGUUUGGUUGAAAAACAUCUGAUAUAUAUAGAAGAAACCCAAUUAGCAGCUAUCAUCAUAACAAUGCACUGUUUUGUUAAUGCAGAGCAAUCAUAUUGUGGCACUAAAAGUUCUGUUCAAGACCCAGCUAAAACAAUCCCAGGUUGAGCAUCAACUUCGCCGUGAAGUUGAGAUACAAAGCCACCUCAGGCAUUCAAAUAUACUGAGACUUUAUGGCUAUUUUUAUGAUCAGAAAAGGGUGUAUUUGAUUCUGGAGUACGCAGCAAAGGGUGAACUCUACAAGGAAUUGCAGAAAUGCAAAUAUUUUAGUGAAAGGCGUGCUGCUACCUAUGUUGCAUCUUUAGCUCGAGCUCUCAUAUACUGCCAUGGAAAACAUGUUAUACACAGAGAUAUCAAACCAGAGAAUCUUUUGGUUGGUGCUCAGGGUGAACUUAAAAUUGCUGAUUUUGGUUGGUCUGUGCACACAUUCAAUCGCAGACGGACUAUGUGUGGAACUCUUGACUACUUGCCUCCUGAGAUGGUGGAGAGUGUUGAGCACGAUGCAAAUGUUGACAUAUGGAGCCUUGGUGUCCUCUGCUACGAGUUCCUCUAUGGAGUGCCUCCCUUUGAAGCAAAGGAACACUCAGACACUUACAGAAGAAUAGUUCAAGUUGAUCUGAAAUUCCCUCCCAAACCCAUCGUCUCCUCAGCUGCAAAGGACUUGAUUAGUCAGAUGCUAGUAAAGGACUGUUCACAGCGUUUACCAUUGAUCAAGGUACUCGAGCAUCCGUGGAUCAUCCAAAAUGCCGAUCCGUCCGGAGUAUUCAAGGGUUGAUUGAUUCAUUCCCCCUCCCUUUGUCAUCUUUGGGUCAUCCAUCCAGUAUGCUUAUCCUUGUGGUAUUCUUAUUAAGGUUCGGUUGAUCCGGUCUCAUGUCUUUUAAUGCCUGCCAAGUUAUUCAUUUGGUUUCUGGUGCAAACAGAUUUUGUCCAUUGGUGAUUUUCAAUGUGGAUUUGAGUGUAGCAAGUUACCAUCAUAUAUAGUUGUCAUUCUUUUCUCUCUUGUAUAAAACUAAAAGUGUGUUUUAUUU